Drosophila busckii is the source of this 1356-nucleotide messenger RNA. It is a transcript of the gene NiPp1, whose product is annotated as nuclear inhibitor of protein phosphatase 1. Lineage: Eukaryota; Metazoa; Arthropoda; Insecta; Diptera; Drosophilidae. The coding region runs from base 57 to 1247 and encodes 396 amino acids. The record is from RefSeq and is a predicted model, not a curated record. The transcript is spliced from 4 exons. Gene Ontology annotation, cellular component: nuclear speck. Gene Ontology annotation, molecular function: mRNA binding; protein binding; protein serine/threonine phosphatase inhibitor activity.
AUAGAUUGUGUUCUAUAUUAAAAUCGCACGAGUUUAAAGAUCUGUUAACCGAAGUGAUGGCUAAUAGCUAUGAUAUACCCAGUUGGGCUGGUAAACCGCCAACUGGUCUACACUUGGACGUCCUCAAAGAUGAUAAGCUUGUGCAAAAGCUGAUGGUAGAUGAAAAGCGUUGCUAUCUGUUUGGACGCAAUAACCAAAUGAAUGACUUUUGCAUUGAUCACGCUUCCUGCUCCCGUGUGCAUGCUGCUUUUGUUUAUCACAAGCAUCUGAACAUUACCUACUUGGUUGACCUCGGUUCCACACAUGGAACAUUCAUUGGCACGCUUAGACUGGAGGCUCAUAAGCCUACACAACUGCAGAUUAAUAGCACUUUUCACUUUGGCGCCUCGACGAGAAAUUACAUACUGCGUGAGCGUCCUUCAGGAGGGGGUACGCACAAGAAUAUCAUGGAGGAUUUACCAAUAACUGAGACAAGUGAUGGCACACUGCUAGGGCUACCCGAAAGCCAAACGGAGCUGGAUAAUUUAACAGAGUACAAUACGGCUCACAAUCGUCGCAUAUCUAUGCUUGGCAUUGCCGCCGAUGAGACCAAUGUGCGCAAACAAAACGCUUCGAAGCAAGGACGCAAGAGGCGUAAUGUUACUUUCAAUGACGAAGAGAUUAUUAUCAACCCAGAAGAUGUGGAUCCAAGUGUCGGUCGUUUUCGAAAUCUUGUACAGACCACUGUGGUGCCAGCAAAGCGUGCCCGCUAUGAACCAAAUCAUAUGGGUCUACAUACUGGUAGUAGCAGCAGUGCUGCAGGAGUUAGCUCACUUUCUACCAGUCACCAAAUGUUCCAGCAGAGCAUUGCGGAAAUGAAGCAACAUCAGCAGAAUCAACAGCAUUUACCGACAUCGCCACAGGCUUCUGUCCACUCACCCACCAACUCAUUGUAUCAAGGACUUCCAUCAGCUGCCUAUGAUACACAAUUUAAAACCGAAUUUGAGCCCAUUUCUCCAUUAAGUAUCGGCUCAAAGUUGGGUUUGAUGUUGCCUAACCCAGCACCUGAUGUUACGCCCAUUUUCGAAGAACCGCUUGUACCCAGCACAACUAUAGCACGUAAAUUGGCUAUGGCCAAUGCGAAUGUGCGUCGCUUCGUUGAGGAAGUUCAUGACACGAGUGGCGAAGGGGACUCAAUAUGUCCACAGAAGAAGAAGUAUGCCAAAGAAGCCUGGCCAGGGCGAAAGCCUAUGUUGGGACAGCUAUAACAAUAUGAACACUUCCUGGCUUGAUUCAAUAUGUGUACUCUAAUAGAGUUAUUCGAGUUCGUUGCUUCCUGGAGCUCACCUGCUGAUUUGAUUCCACCGCCAACUUCGG